AUGGCAAAACUGCCCGAACGAAAAUUUAUGGUGGAAAACUUGAGAAUUCCGGGUGACGAACUGACAGGACGAGCCACUGAGCAACGCGUGGCCGUGGCCAUUCGAGACUUUUUCAAGGAAAUAGGAUUUGAUCUGCACGGCCUUGAAAUCACUAUCAAACGCUACGGUUACAUGCCAGAUGAGUCCUCGGUUCAUGACAAUCGGUACUGGGCAACAUUCCACGUGGAUCAGCCAUCAGCUCUGGAGAUCUGGGAACAACAACGUGGCAUUUCGAGACGAAUCAAAAAAUGGAAUCAGGAGACGUUGGGAGAAGAUGAGGAGGAAUCGAAAUUUGUGGUGCUGAAAAGAUAUCAAGGCACAAGAUUCGAGGCGGUUCUAACUACGUUACAAAAAGUUUUAAAUAUUCUCCGAAAAGACACCUAUAAAACAGUAGACGGAUUUCGAAUGGAAAUCGUGAAAAACGAGAUUCUUCUGUAUUUCGACAAAAUUCUACAAGAGACUUUUACUAUUGAGACGAUUUACAAAAAAUAUAAAGAAGCGUUCAAUGAAGCUGUCCUGAAUCUUCGAAACGAAGACCUACGCGAAUCAAUGUUUGAAAUGGUUGAGCAGCUAGAUCGUCAAAUCGAUAAAUUGAACAAUAACAAUAGAAAACGGGAAUUUUUUGAAGAAGCAGACGAUACCUUGUCUGGUGCCUGUUCUCCCCCUUCACCCAAAAUUGCUCAUUUCAACACUCCAAUCAGUCAGAAACCCAAAAAUUUCAAUGAUUUCUAA
This is a messenger RNA of Caenorhabditis briggsae, 771 nucleotides long. The transcript is spliced from 4 exons. The record is from RefSeq and is a predicted model, not a curated record. Bases 1 to 771 code for a protein of 256 amino acids. NCBI's taxonomy places the organism in Eukaryota, Metazoa, Nematoda, Chromadorea, Rhabditida, Rhabditidae.